Molecule: messenger RNA, 564 nt
Organism: Penicillium bovifimosum
Lineage: Eukaryota; Fungi; Ascomycota; Eurotiomycetes; Eurotiales; Aspergillaceae
Exons: 3
Coding region: 1-564 (187 amino acids)
Biological process (GO): mitochondrial respiratory chain complex I assembly
Cellular component (GO): membrane
Source: RefSeq, a predicted model, not a curated record
AUGGUCAACAGUCUAUGGUUCAAAUGGAAAAAGCUUCGUCUACCCUGGCGAAAGUCCUUUCUAGUCGGUCAGGACCUUCGGGGGAAUACCUUCUGGGAAUUCAAAGACGUGCUGAACUCAUCACGAUUGCGUCGCAUUGUCCGAUUCGACCCCAAAACGCACUUCAGUGAUGUCCAAGUAACACCACAAUGGCACCAAUGGCUACGACACGUCCGACAACACCCCCCAAGCAUCGAAGAGCAGAAACAGGAUCUCGUCCGCCAGGCGCAAAUCAAACAGCUUGCCCGACUCGCCGAUGAGCGCUGGGCGAGCAAGGCCUCCUACCUCGAUCAACCCAAGACCCAACAAACGGUACCACCAACGCAAGUCAGUGACGCGACGUUAAACCCGCGGUCCGCUGACCCUGUUUCCACACAACAAGCACCGGCAUCUGCCACCGCAGUGCCGGAGGCAACACCUGCACAACCGCAGGCGCCGAAAGAAAAUCCAUGGGCUAAGGCGGAUGCUGCUGGACCGGGCGAGGAGUGGCAACCUAAAGCGUGGGAUCCCUCUUCGAAGCGGUGA